This is a messenger RNA of Suillus plorans, 1023 nucleotides long. RefSeq lists its product as uncharacterized. The record is from RefSeq and is a predicted model, not a curated record. Lineage: Eukaryota; Fungi; Basidiomycota; Agaricomycetes; Boletales; Suillaceae. The transcript has 10 exons. The coding region runs from base 1 to 1023 and encodes 340 amino acids.
AUGUAUGACAACUCAUUAGCUAAGGUUGCAGUGGUUGAUGGGGGAGAAAUGGACGACUACCAGUUCGCUGCCUUCUUCAUUAUUGAGAAGUUCCAGAAAUGCCUGUGCCUGACUACACGAGAAGACGUAUAUGGUGAUUCUGCUUUAAUGUGGGGCCUAAGGGGAAAUGGGUUGCUAGCUGUGGUCUCUCUUGGCACAAUCUUCCGGCUUGUACACAUUCUUUACUCUGGCCAGAAAACUCAUACAAAGAAAGGGGAACCUGGCCGUGAAGCACCGCUCAAAAAGGUAUAUGCAACCUGCGAUGACACCCUGCAUGCAAUGCUGGAGAUCACACUCGAAAAUCCUCCGCUCGUUAUGACAGUUCAAUGGAAUACCAAGUACCACGGCGGUAACAGUUUCCGCGCUAGUACAAGUGAUUUGAGUGCAAGUAAUGUAUUUUCAGACUCGCCAUCUGAAGUUUCGACUGCUCGUGCCUUGGAUUUGCCCUUGCCACGUUUGGCUGGUGCUGCCUUUUGCUUCUUUGGCUUUGGCUGGGGUUCUUCUUCCUCCUCGGAGGUCGUCAGUUCACUACCAGUCUUUGCUGGUGGAGAUGCCGGCUGUGGAGCUGGAGCUGGAGCUGGUGACGGUGACGGUGGUAGUGGAGGAGGAGGUGCCGGUAAAUUCUCUCGGGUAGCCAAUGGACUCGACACAGCUGGCUUCGUAGAACGUGGAAUAGGGCGUGGAUGUGGGAUGCUGCAAGCCGGUGAAGAAGGUGGAGGUUCUCUCGAAUGGGAAUCGUACUUGACCGCGUGGGACAACGAGGGCUAUCAUGAGCCGGUGAAGAAGGUGGAGGUGUGCUUGGAGGAGGGGGUGAGUUCUCUCAAGUGGGCAAUGUGCGAUGUAGAGGUGCAGCUGGGCGCUCUGAGUCCAGAGUGCGAGUCUUCGCAGCAGCAUUACGAGCUGCCAUUUUACAAUGAAAAAAAUAACAAGGAUGGCUUACAGGUUCCAGCCCUUCAACAAUCGUUCCUUGUCGUCGUCAGGUAA